UAUUAAGAUUAACAAAAGAAGUUUUUGAGGAUGGAAAAGAAGCUUUCAUACGUAUAGCGAAUUUACAUAGAAAAAAUCCUUUGGUACAAAUUAAUGAUACAGUAUUUCAAGGUUCUUACGACUAUGCAAUGGGUACGAAUUUGUUUUUCGAAACUAUAUCAGGCGCUUCUCCCCAAACGAACCCUUUUAUAAAAAGAGGACCUGUUCAGUAUGAGAAUUCAUUUACCGGAAUGAAGACAAUCACUUUUAAAACGAUGAAAGUUCCACCUAGAAAAGUUAAACUACCCCAAGACGUUAAUAAAAUAGAAUUCAAUUUGGACUGGGACUAUCCUACAUUAUUACAAAAAAUUUCAGAAGGUUCAAUAAAACUGCAGGACAUUUUGAAAAAAGGGAAGCAAAAUGAGGAAAAUGAAGAAGAAGAAGUAGAGGAAAGUGAAAGAAUGGAAGUUGUAAGUGAACCGGUAGAAGAAGAAGAAGUUAUUGAAGCAGACGUGGAACAAAAAGAAGAAGAAGAAGAUACAGUUCCAACAGAACUUUUAGAAGAUUAUCAGAAGCUACAAGAUCUUGCAUUUAGGCCUGUGAAAAGACGAGUAGUGCUUGAUAAAAUAGAAAAUUGUGAUUCAGUGUUUAAAGAAGAAUAUGAAUAUAAAAACUUGGAAAAACAGGUUUUACAACCUUGUGGAUUAUUUGCUACUGAACCUGUUGUGGAUAUAAACGAAAAAACUCUUUCUAAUUGUGUGAAUAUUGAUCGAUGCAUUCUGUACGGAAUUAUCGAAAAGUCGACAAAAAAACCGAGAAUAUUGACCACAGAUGAAAAACGAAAAGUUUUAACUUUGGAAAAUUUCGAUAAUUUAUCGUUAGCUGGUCGAUAUUACGUUUUAAAAACACACGUCGGGGAUUUGGAGGACUAUUUAUCAACUAAAAGUGACAGUGAAUUGAACACGCGUGAUAAAUAUGGAAGAACACCCUUAAAGACGCUGGAAAUUUAUAAAAAAUUAACAGAAGCUGUGAAAAACCGAAUAGAAGAAAUCAAAUUUGGUUUACAUGAAAAUAUUGUGUAAAAUAUGUAAAUAUAAUUUUUUUUAAUAAAAUAUUUCAUUUUU
Diorhabda sublineata is the source of this 1103-nucleotide messenger RNA. RefSeq lists its product as uncharacterized. The transcript is spliced from 3 exons. Lineage: Eukaryota; Metazoa; Arthropoda; Insecta; Coleoptera; Chrysomelidae. The coding region runs from base 129 to 1061 and encodes 310 amino acids. The record is from RefSeq and is a predicted model, not a curated record.